Messenger RNA from Callithrix jacchus (white-tufted-ear marmoset), 747 nucleotides. The record is from RefSeq and is a predicted model, not a curated record. Lineage: Eukaryota; Metazoa; Chordata; Mammalia; Primates; Cebidae.
CACAAUUAAGUAGUGAAAAUAUUAAGAGAGAUGGCGGUGGCGUGCCUGAGGAGAGGGGACGCCGGCCUGGUCAGGCCUCGGUGCGGCCUACACACUUCACUCGCUCGCUCCCGCCUCCCGCCCCGCGCCCAGCCAUGGCGGAGCCCUCGUGCGCCCGACGCCCGGUGCCUCUCAUCGAGUCGGAGCUAUACUGCCUUAUCGCCCGGUACCUAUCCGCGGGCCCGUGUCGGACAGCGGCCCAGGUGCUGGUGCAGGAGCUGGAGCAGUACCAAUUGUUGCCAAAGAGGUCGGACUGGGAGGGCAAUGAGCACAACAGGAGCUACGAGGAAUUGGUCUUGUCCAAUAAGCAUGUGGCUCCUGAUCAUCUGUUGCAAAUCUGCCAACGCAUGGGUCCUAUGUUGGUUAAAGAAAUUCCACCCAGUAUUUCAAGAGUCACUUCUUUACUUGGUGCAGGAAGGCAAUCUUUGCUACAUACAGCAAAAGAUACCUUCAUUUGAAGAAGUGUUCUGCUGUGUAUUAAUAGCCUAAUAAUUAUUAUAAUUGUGAAGUAAUGUAAGCAUUGUAGAAGAAAGGUGAUAAUGUAACUAUAAAUCAUGCUGUGGACUAUAAAAUUCUCUGCAUUUAGCAUAGAACAUUGAAUUUUAUUACAUAAGUGUUUAAUGGGCCCUUCAGCAUUAAAAAGUUGAUAAAGAUACAGAUGUUAAGCUAAAAAGCUUGAAUUUAUUCUGAGAUGUGUUUGAGGUUUUA